Owenia fusiformis is the source of this 14663-nucleotide messenger RNA. The record is from the annotation of a GenBank genome assembly. NCBI's taxonomy places the organism in Eukaryota, Metazoa, Annelida, Polychaeta, Sabellida, Oweniidae.
GGAGAGGCAGUCAUGAGGCCCACGUGGCCAAUCUGGGGGGUGAACGUCAAAUGUGGGAAGGGGACAGAUAUCAGUUAUGGACCCUGGGCUGACAGGCAAAGAGAAGCAUUAUGGAAGGUGUUCUUUCCGUCUGACUACCAAGAUAUGACAGUAACAGAGCUAGCAGAACCUGGACAAUUAAGACAGCAUCGUUCAUUUGACUUCAGAAUGAAUAUAAUUUCUGAUUCUACCAUAGAUAUUUUAUUCACUAAAAACAAGGAAACACAGGCCAUUCAUAUGAACACUGGGGCUGGUUCAUACGUUGAAGUUACAAUUCCUUGGAUCAUAAAAGAACAAGGCUAUACGAGUAAAAUCAAUGGACAACUCUUACAUUUAGACGCAACAACUAGUUCGAGGUUCCGGUCUUUCAUUGAAUGCGAAACACUGGAGUUUGAUGUGAAGGCGGUCUACCCCAAAGUACAUAAUAGUCACCAGGACUGGCACAUUGACUUCAAAGCUUGUAAAGCUACAGUCUUCCUUAUAUUCUACCACAAAACAUUUAUCCAAGAUCUGAUCGAAGAUUGGUCAUCAAAAACGAGACAAGAUUUAUUGCAUUUUAUCCCAUACACCUGGCAUGUUAGUUUGAUAAUUCAGGACUUUGAGCUAAUUACAAUGACGAAUGAGUACAAUUGGAUUGACUGCUCAUCGCAUAACCAGGAAAAUAACCACAUAGCAUUCGCUGGUGACACAUUUGACCUUACCUUUAAACUGCCAUACACAGACUUCAUGCCUCCUACAGUUCCACUGAAGUUCUUCAUAAGGGGGGAGUGUGUGGAGUGUCGGCUGUUCCUCCCAGAAACCAACAGUACAAGACAAGUUAUCCUAGCUCUUGCCGACAACAUCAAAAUAAUGGACAGAGAUGGUUGUGUUCUGAAUGAAAUGAAUGAACCAUUUGGCAAAGGAAGUGAUCGCAAGUGGCGACGUUUCACAGAAAGGAGCCGAGGCUGGGUAGAUUGUUGGGCGACACCUAUUGUCGCGAUUAGUAUUGGAUACACCUACCACCCAACUCCUCACCUUGGUGACUAUCAAUCCACGCCUCCCAUAAAUGAAGACGUCACAACCCCCGAGAAAGAAGAUCAGCUGCUAAUUCCAUUACGACCAAUGACUUCAACAUCAGAGAUGACUCCAAUGGCUCCAGAGAACUUCGACCCAACAUACAUGGAUGGAGAUAAGAUAACGGUUGAAUUGGAGGUCGGCCCUAGUGUUCUUUGUGUCUAUGGAGCACUGCUUAGACAGUUUUUACAUGUUAAGGAGAACUAUUUCGGAGAGGACCAAUCAUAUUCUGACUUUGAUGACGUUACUACUAAAUUGGAUAAACAUUCUACAUUUACCCAUACUUCUUCAUCCACAAAUAAAUCGACCAAACCAUUUGAUCCGAGAAACUAUCGACCACUAGAGGUCACUGUACAGCUGACGAUACAUGAUAUACAGGCACAUCUCAUUAAGCAUUGCACAGCUGAGGAUCCACCAUGUCCGAGCAUCUUCCUAGAGAGAGUGGGAUUUGAGUUGGACAAACGUUACCUAGAAACAAAACUGCAAGUUCUAAUAUCACCUGCUAUUAUAAUAGCUAAAGAUCUUGUCCAGCGUCCUGAUGACCACCAACAUUUGAAAGAUGGUCACUUGGCCCUGUCAGGAUUACAAGUGCGAGGCCAUGCAAUGUUCUCCCAUGAGAAUCUACCUCUUGACUCGGAGUGUCUGGAAUAUGGUUGGCUUAUUGAGGGCACUAUAGGAGACCUCUCUGGCCGCUUGACUGCCCCUCAGCUGCAACAAAUCGUUGAUUUUGCACAGACCUUUAUCUUCCAAGUGGAGGAUGAUGAAAACGGCCUCCAGAGGGCAGUACCAUUCAAUGUGUGCACCCAUGGCGUAUACCAGUGGGAGUGUGUGCAUAAAGAGGAAUGGCCAUUCCAGUGCCCAACAGAGCAUGAUAUUAAGUAUAAGAUGACGAGGCUUACCGUUGACUCCAUAGAUUUCUACGCUGUGGAGAGUGGGACUGCUCUAAAUGUUCAGGUGUUCCCGAUCAGAUUGUCGACAUGUAAUUUACAUGGCAGAAACAACAAGGCCGGAAUCACAGCUCUGAUUCAACAUGUCACGCUGCGUCAGUUCAUCAUGGCACCAUGCGUCAAUAAUCCAAAUAACAGCCUAUCAGAUCUGUGGUUAGAAGCAGGGGGUGUGGCCAUUGGACCAAUCACAGUUGACGCUGCUAUGGCACUAACUCACCCCGACUAUCGGACUGCUCAAGAUGAAUUCUUGAAAAUCCACGAUAAGAAAACUCACAGACUCUGGUUUUUGUGGGCACCAGAUUAUAGCGUUAUGACCCCAAGUACAACAGGGAAAUGUGGCUGUCUCGGUGGCUGUAAAUUUUUCGGGAAUAAUCGCACGGGUCAGAAUUUUUUCAGUCGUAGCAAAUUGGAUAAAUCUGGCUGUCUGAAUUCCGCAACAUUCCAGCUCCUAUUGGAUGGUCCAGAUCUUGGAUACGGGCAGAGUAUUCUCCACAAGGGGAAGUUGAUAUUUGACAUCAAUAGUUCAAGCUUUCCUGGGACUCCUAUCAAAUAUGCGUAUGUGACCUCCCCCACGAGUCCAACCACCCCCAUGACAAACAUUACCCUGAUGGAUGUCACCCCCCAGAGUGAUACCAUUGAUGACGUUACAUUGACUCGUGACCAGGACCCACUUCAAAUUGAUACAAUGCGUCUCAGCGAGUCUACUCUACAGGGCUCAACUACAUUACAUACUCCAAGAAGUGUGGACAGUUCAGUAGACUAUACAAUCCCUGUUGAUAGUGAGUCUGAAACUGAUACCGGAACAGCAACACCAACUAGAGAUGAUAUAAGCAAUAGUGAAUCAAUCCCGAGUAAUUUUUUCCCGAUGGAUGCAAUUCCUGAUGCUUACGAUACAGACCGUUAUGCAAGUAGCCAAUCAGAUUCCACUAGCUGGGGUCCCGGUCUUCCAGGAAGCGUCACGAGUCUGCCGGAGGUUAGCAAAGCUUUUAAACCAUCUCAUGAGAGACAAAGGAGUUGUGACGUCCCAGGGAAUAUACAAUCUCUAAUAUCUGAAUCACGGAGCUAUCAUGGGACUCCUCCGCCAAUUCCACGACGUCUUUCGAAAACCUCCAACCCCAGUUCAGGCUCUGGGGGAUUAUAUCAAGGCAGUACAGCUGUAAGCCCGACUCUGAAACGUUUGGCGUCAAAGGGCUCGAUUCAUCGAACAAUAUCAACAGUAUCUUCAGGAAGUGAAUUUUUCAGUGCAGCUGAGGACAGUUUAAGUGAAGUAGGAUCACCCCAGCCUGUUGAUUAUGAUUUUCCCGAUAGCUUCCCUGUGAACUAUCCCAGGGUGCUUCAUGUUUUAAAGGAACGAGAAUCAUCAUCAGAACGGAACACCCCAGAGAGGGGGACAGGCAAUGUUAAGGAUCCUGAGACUGUUAUCUUCAAUCGGCAACUUUCAAGACGUGAUAGACGUGCCUCUGAUAGUGCAUCAACGGAAUCGUUUGUCUCGGCACAAUCCUCGUCUCAACUCUCUGGAGAUUCCAACUUGACGGAAGUACAAUUAACUGAGCAUGAGAUGAACAUGUUAGAUUUACACGGUCAAAUAAACAAACCAAUCACAAAAUCUCCACUUUUGAUGGCGUGCUACAACAACCAUGUGACCCAAAUGAAGUGUGCUCAUUGGUCAACGCAAUCUCCUCUUCCCCAGUAUAUCUACCAACCAAUGACUCCGGGUGAUGAUGUUGACAAUGAUUCGUCAAUGCCUGCGGAAUUUUCCGUCCAAUCACCAACCACUUCAAAAGCGCAGACGCAUAAUUGGGUACCAAAAUUCAUGCCGGUUAGAAAUGGAUUCUCGGCUGGUUUUAUGGUGGAGAAGAAACGAUUCCUUGACCCCCCAAGUCCCAGCAGGGUGCUUCAUAGUCCUGUGAGUGACACUGACCCCUGGGAGAACCCCCGGGCAAAGGGGCUCUUUGAGGGAGAGGACCAAAUGGAAGUGGGUCCUGCAAUGUCAUAUGAGGACCAGACUUCCAAGACAACAGCUAUUGUGAAACUGGCUGGUUCAGUUGACAUUCUAGUCUCCCCUCUAUUACUAGAGUCUCUUCAGAGGUAUAUUGAAGCAGUGACCCCUACUAUUACAAAGCUUCAUCCCUCCAGUAUCGUUGACAAGCUCCACUUUCGCAGUUCAAGUGCCGUCAAAGCCCAGAAUAAGCUCAAAGAGCAGGGGGUAGGGGGCAGCACUGAUGAAAAUGAUGGCGAGAAAAAAGAUGAGAAAAAAUUAGCAGAGGAGACAAAAGCAUCUCAGUUCCAACUCAUGGUCACUAUGUCAAAGAUUAACCUUUGCGUUCUACAAGCAUCUAUGGUGGAGGAAGUGAUCGCACUUUCCGCAUUGGAACACGUCAAGGACCUAACGUGUGUCUCCCUAUUGGCUGUCUGUCUCGACAACAUCUCAUGUCAAUUUCUAACCAAUCACCAAUCAGAAAGAGCAAUUGAAAUGCGCCAGGAAACUAGUCCUGAUGAGACUUAUAAAAAGUUCGGGAAAUUGCCCAUGGGACAUAAAAGGAAAAUGGCGGAAAAGGCUGCUACAGCUGAGCUUCGUGAAACAGUUGUUGAAAAGCACAAAGAAGAUCUCGUUGGGAAUUUAAAUAUCUCAAAGAUACAUUUCCAGUUGCGGAGAUUAACAAAAGAUUGUAAUUUCACGCAAGAUGUGGUGCUGACAUCUAUACCGGAAUAUCGUUCGAAAGUCUUGUUCACAUUCGACAAGGACAAAAUCAGUAAUAUUGCCCCAGUGACAAAACAGAAUUUGACAGGACAGGCAUCACCAACUUUGAAAACAGGUACUAGGGUGGAGCUGACCCCAGAGGAGCAAAUCCUUGGGGUCAUAAUGUGCGAGUGGGGGUUGGAAGACAUCAGCUUAAGAGCAGCUAAGAGGAGUGGAUACGCAUCAAAACCAUCAGAAAAUACACCAGGAAUGAGUUUAACUGAAGCGAAAAUCAAUGAGCUUCAGGAAAGAAUACGAGAAGAGAGCUCCGGUUCUAAAUCAUACUCCAAUGCCUCAACAGCAGGAUCAAAAACUGUCCCCCAGGAUCAAACUUCCGUACGGCUUGAAGACAUGAACUUAUUAGAAAAUGAAUCUUGGGCCUCCCGUGAAUCGAUCCCAUCAAGUGCGUCCACAAUGAGUGAGGAAGUACUGCCGAGUAAACUUGAGGGGGACGCAUCCAACUGCUCCCUUGAGAUCAGAGGGGUGUGGUUCAACUUUGCAGCACCCCCUCCCUCUCCUAGCUCCAGGAAGUUGGAAUAUACAAGACUAGACUGGAAUCUUCUCAGUACUGCCACGCCAGCCAUUAAUGCCUGGAUGAAUCCCAGUGAUAGACUGAUCGUAGCAACGAAGGUCAUGCUAUCUUCCCUGAGCAUCAGAACUAGUGCAGUUAUGGCAUGUAUUAUGACAGAGGGCUUAGAUGUACAGGGCAUACACAUGCCAUUUAAGAGUAAAUAUAACAAGAUGUCUGGUCUGUCAAAAGCGUUACAAGAAGACCCGUCCUGUCAACUACUAACUGUGCUACGUCGUUACAUCACCCUGACACCUAUUGAGAACAUUGAGGAAAUGGUAGCCAUGGAAACUAUGCCCCAGUUGUUAACGAUACAAAAGGGAUUGUUAGCCCUAACAAGGCAAUGGAAGAAUAUUAUCUAUCUGCCAGGUUUGGCGGAUCCAAAUUUUCAACACAGUAAACGUGCGCGACCUCUGACUGUAUCGUUUGCCCUGCCCCCUGGUGAGAGUAUUGAAAACUUGGAUGAUGAAGAUGAUUUAUCGGAUGUUGAUGCGGAAAAUGAAUCACUGUUGAAUGCUGGGAGCUUGAAAGGAUCGGUUGACAAUCUUCGAAGUCGCAGUCCUGAGAGACUACGUCAUGAAAGUGGUGAUUCUCAGGAUGCAGAUAAAGUACUGAAAUCGGGGGGAAGACCAAGGAACGGACGAGAAUCAUCCCAAAUACAAGAUUCUCCUUUACCAACAUCGUUCAAUCCUCGUAACUUGUAUAAUAGUCUUGCACAGCAGGCAUCAAAUAUAUUCCGACGAAACGAAUCAAAGCUGAGCUUGUCCCAGCGUUCUGCUAGUUGCCCUAGCCUUGGGGGUGAGUUUCAACUCCCCGGGGGUACUCCUGUGGGAGGGACCCCUGUCAAAGGAAGUGCUCUACCAUUUGGACAAACUGGGCGAUUGGAGAAUGAGGACCUUUACCAAUGGAUGGCACGACAACAGGAUAUGAGUGGAGAGUAUUAUUUCACGACGCGACAGGAUUCAGUUAUGAACACUGUUGCUAGUGAAUAUAGCCAAGAUGAAACUCAAGACGUCAACUUUCAGCGUUACGCUGUGGCCACAACGCUACAGCUUGCUGACGCUCAGGUUCUAUUCAAACCGCUCUUACAGAGCCUUGGACUCCAAAUAGAAGGAAUUCGAACAUCUCCGCUAAUGAAAAAAUUUGGUGGAAAUAUUUCACUGACUGGAUUUUUGAUAUCACUCAAAAUUGAUAUAAUCGAUUCUGAGGCAGGCUCUAAGAAAACGAAAGGGAAGGGAAAGGGGAAUUCCAAAAAAUAUCCUCGGAUUAAUAUGGACACUGGAUCGGAGCUUCCAGCCUUUCAGUGCAAUCUGUUUUCAGCGAUGGUACAACUCAAAGACGUUGUUGAUUUUGAGAAAGAUUUUAAUAAUAUUGAUAAUUCCGCAAGGAGGAAAUCAAUACGGACAUUACAGUGGGCUAUGGACAGCCUAGAGGGAAAGCCGACAACAACAAAAGCCAAUUUGAACGUCAAUUGUCAAUCAGUUAACCAGCAUGUUAAUAUAUCCCUUGUGAGACUUGUUCACCAGGUAGUAACUAUGAUAGACAAUAUUGCUAUCACAAAGAAAGAACUGAAACGAAAUAGGAAAAAUAACGAGGCGUAUAAGACACAUAGGAAACAAGAUUCUAAGGGGUCUUCGGGCACUGAUUCACAGAGUAUUCAUUCUGAUUCAAGUCGAACACCGGGAGUAAGUCCACUUGUUGACCAAGAGAUCAAUGAAGGAGAAAACCUUGGAGAGAGCUUUUCCUUUACUCGCACAUCCUCCCCUGGAGAUGAACAAACAAGUACAGUAGAUGGUAAGAGAUCAAAGCGACCAGAACGAUUGGUUCUUUCAGGCUCUAAAAAAUCCCCGAAGAAAUUCACCUUCAGUAAACGGACCCGGCUUUCUGAGCUGCUAACACCAACCAAAUCCUACAGUCAACCAUUUAGCGAUGACCAUCCAGAUAGCUCUUCCCCUAUUCUAGCUGAGAAAACCAUUGUGGAUGAAAUCAAAGAAAAUACACCAAAAUGUUGGCGCACACUGUAUCAUCUCUUAGACUUAUACUCGACCAUGCCGGAAACCAAAACUGUCGGAGCGAGAUUUAUUCAAGCCCGGCUUCCCGCGAUUUCAGAGGAGCCAGAACGGGAGACUCCACCCUCAGGCAAGGGUGAUACCCCCAAGGCUAAGAGAGAAGAGGAGGAUGUAGAACAAGGUCUGAGGGGGAGAAGCAAUUCUCUGGGAAGAAGGAGAACUUAUACAGUUGGAACAUCUUUUAAACAAAGUAUUUUCAUAGGGGAACACAUCCCUCUGGUAGUGUUUGGGAUGGCCAAGAUUCGUCACAUCAAUAUCACUGCCUAUCUCAGUGGUCUAAAGCUGGAAAGCAAUGUUGACCAUGUACAUGCAAGCAUUACACAUAGGGAAAAAAUAAAAGGUGUGAAGAAAAAGCGGAGCAGUGAAUCGUCAGCCACAGCUUAUAUUGGGCAUUCCAUGAUAGCUCUCCUAGAAGGGGUACCACCUCAACUCCAGAUGGUUGUCUGCGUGAACAUUUCCAAAUCACAGGGUUUGUAUUCCACGAAGGUGAAACGUCACAAAGAGACCAACUCAGCCCUUGGUACCCUGGGUAAUGUUGACAUAGAUAUCCCGCAGCACCCUGUGGCGCUACAUGGCAUGGUUGCAAGGAGCUCUAAAAGAAUAUCUAGUACGCUAAUGGAGUUUAUACCAAAGAAAGGUCCUUCUAAGACCAGAUCUGCAGACAGUAUAGAUGGCAUUCCACGUGAUCAACCCUCGAAGCAUUCUGACAUUAACGAGGAUGAAGUCGCACCUGCGGAGGAGAAAGAGCUUCCACCUUCAGCUCCUCUUAUGGUUGUUAACUUCAAAUUGGCGCUGCAGGGAAUGACGAUCGGGGCUUCUUUAUUACCGUCAUUAAAGGCACAGUAUAAGAUCGGGAAGGUGUCUAGUCGAGGGGUAACUGGAAAAGAGGCUAGAUUCACAGUGGAAUAUCCAGAACAUUCGCUCAGCUUCAAUUCACAGAUGACAACUUCAGAGACAAAUCUCCCUACAUCAGCUAAUAUUGAUCUGCCUCCCAUGCACCUCCAUGCGGAAUACCGGCAACAUACUGGGGAAAAAGUAAAGUCCAAGGGCCUCACGGAGGGGCUCGUGUUCAGGGAGGGGAACUAUUUCAAUGCUGUUGCAGAGGUUGGCUCUUUUGAACAUAGUCUUACAACAGAUCUGCUGAAUCACCUGGUCUUUGUACAGAAAGUCUUCAUGAAGGAAGUGAACGAAGUGAUGCAGAAAAUAUCUGGGGGAGAUAAACCAGUUCCCCUCUGGAGUACCGAAGGACAUAAGAUACAACAACAUGCACCUAACCCACUGUUGUAUUCACUUCAAUUCAAACUGAAGGGUAUUCAAAUCACAGCCAAUACUCCCACAUCAUCUGCAGUGAGAUUCGAAACUGGGGCCAUUGAAUUAGAGCUAUCUAACCGAGUACUAAACACCCAAACGCAGCUAGCUCCGCAGAACAAAUAUCUCAAGGUUUUCAUCAAGGCGAAGGUUGAUUUGAACCUAGCAUUAGGAGAGUUGAACAAGAAUCCAAUGUUUGAGGAGGCCGAACCAGAGUUUCAAACAUUGGCUUUCUUCAAAACCCGAAUUGAGAUUCGAAAUGCGUUACAAGAUGAGAUGAUUCCUGGCCAAUCAGAUGAUCAGGAAGCUCUUCUGAUAUCUCUCUGUCGACCAAUCAUAUUCUUUGAACCAAUAGCCGCAGAUAAGGCAGUGUUGGUCUGGCUUAACUAUAGGAAUGCUUAUGAGUAUUGGAACGAGCAGCGCCUUGGGCUAAAUAAAGAGGUACAACAAGCCACAAGACAGGUGUUUGAUAGAAUUCCAGUGACCAACAUACAGCCAGAUAUAUCCACCCUUGGGACAUUGUUCCUACAGCUGACUGUGGAUGACAUGGGCAUCUGUGUACCUUUGAAGACAUCCAAGGAUGUUAUUGGUGUUCCUCAAUUGAGUCGCAUGAUGGAUAAUGAGCCCGGGUCAGCCCUAGUGCUUACAAUAGAGAGCACCCUAAUAUCUGCUUGCUCAAGGGGGUCCCUAGUCAGUAAAGGAGACUUUAAAGGAUUCUGUUUGCGUUUCACCGAGGAGUUUGAGAUGUCAUGGGACGACUGGAAGCCAUCUAGCAAUAUAAGUCCCGUAAUGAAUGCAUGUGUCGUACCCCAAGGGACCUAUGAGGUCUGUUCUAGAACCGUCAAUAAACCAGAUUUGAACAGUCAAAAUGCUAAAUGGAUUCUGAAUGUCUUAUGGGAAAUGAAAGGCAUUGAUAUCCACAUGAACACUUUGAUGGGUCAACUUCUCUCUGGACUUGGACAGACUCUUACCGGACUUGCUGGAGACCACUCAUCUGAUUUGGAUGUUGUUGAUAGUGGCCUACAGAAUAUUCCAUCUAUAAAGGUGGACCCUGUUUUAAGAAAGCAGUCCACAUUGACAGAAGUCCUCCCUGAGUUUGUGUAUGACACAAGCAUUGAGCCAAAACAGCGUGCUAGACUUAUAGAAAGAGAAAUGAAUGAACAAGCAAAGGUUGUUCAAGACCUAAAGCAACUAGGGGCCAGCCAACAAACUGUUGAAUCUGAGGAACAAAAACUACACGAACUAGAACAAGUUCUAUCUAAUGACUUCCGUCGCGACGUCAUCCAAAAACUUAAACGUCAAAGCGUUAAAGCCACUGCUCUUAAAGACAAACUUGGUUUAGGCUACAAACCGGCACAUUACAGAUCUAAGUCAACGAGUGCAGGGAUGCAUGCGUGGAAGAAAAAAGAUUCAAUAACGGACAAAGAGAAACUUUUCCGCACAAAGAAGUCUGUUCAUCCUUCGUUAUCGCAUAAUCGCACUCAGUCCUUUGACUAUACAAAGAUUGAAAUACCUACCGUCACAUUUAAUAAAAGCACAGACCAUUCCGACUCUGAUUUAGACUUAGAUGACAUUGAUUUACUCAGCAAAACAUUGGACGAUCCCUUUGAUUCCAAGAUAAGAAAAAGCCCUAAUAUUCCGCCAAGACGUCCAUUAGAAAGAAAACCGGCGAUUAUUGCUGAGAAAAGUGAUGGGAGCUCUUCAAGUGAGGAGGCUAAUUUGGAAGAUGUGUAUCUAAAACACGCAUCUGAAAGAACUCACGGUCCCCCUCCCCCAGUGGUCACCAGAAAAUCAAAGUCCUCUACGAGUAAAGAGUCCACUGCGAGCAUGGGAAGUGGAGGUAGCGGGAAAAGUGGCAGUACAACGGAGAUUGGAAUCGACUUUGAGUUUGAUUUGAAAGUUGAAAUUGAAAGUGGGCAAUGCGUGCUGCAUCCAAAACAUACUGAAGAUGCAGAAGAAAAUGUGAAAAAGGGAGUUAAGAAAACUAUGUCUGGCCUUUCAUCGGACAGCAGUCCCAUUUUGGGGAGGAAGAAAACAGGGAAGAAAGAUUCAACAGCCAAGUUGAAACAACAGCAGAGUCAGCAAUCAUUAGAGAAUACAACGUUCUUCCUCCCUGGCUUGGAUGUUAAGGUCCACUAUGAAUCCAAAGCAAAUUCCAAUUCAACAGAGAGUCCAUCAGGUUCACUGAAACCAGACAUUUCAGCUGAAAUUUUAGAGAACACCAGCAACACCUCACAAGCAUCUGCCACAAAGAGACCAGGCAACAAGAAGGCCAACUUGUAUGCAUGGGUGUCACUUCAGAAACUACCUGAGGAGAUGUUAAUCAGUCCAACCCUGUUGGAUUACCUUGAACAGACCCUGGAGCCAAUUCAUAUGGAGGCUUGGUAUCUUUCAAAGGCACAUGCUAAAGAAUCAGAAGAACAAUUAGAGAAUGGAGGACUUGAUGAAAGCAUGACAUCACUGACUCCAGUGUCAUACGCUUACACAUUUCCUGUGAAUGUCAUGGUGUGUAUACGAGUCAACCCCUCAAUCAUACGCUUCACAUGCCUCCCUGUAUCAAGAGUGGAAUGCAUUUUAAGGUUGCCAUCCCUUGACAUGGUUUUCUCCACAAAGAGGAUUGAAACAGAGAACCCCCUCGUGACAUCCAAAGAUGGGGGAACUCCUCCAAUGAAAUCAAAAUUAAACCGCGAAAGGUCUGCGAGUGGAAAUCAAGGUCAAGGUCGUAAUCUCAACUCUGGUUCCGUAGAGAAUCUUCUCCCAGGGGGUGGUCUACAAGUGACAGCGUGUCUCAGUGACUUCUCCCUCUUUAUCUUCCAUCCCUAUGGGGGUCAGAACAAGAAAAGUGGCGAAAGCCUGCUUGGGGGACCUGUCAUGACUCCCCCCUCUUUGGGGUCUAUGACAGAUGGCGCUGCGUCACCUCUCUCUGCGGCAACAGGACGUAAAGAUUCACUCAGCCUCAAUGUGGAGUUUGUCAAAGUAAACAUAUCCAGGAGCAGGAAGGGAAUCAUUCAAGCCUCAGACACACACAUUAGUCCAAAUCAAUUGAAGGCCGGAGGAAAGAAACCUAGUGGAGGUGCAUCAAAUAUUAUAAGGUUUUCAACCAUAUGUGAUAUUGGAUCUGCCUCAUUUAAAUAUAACAUGAGAAGAUUGUCUGAAAUCCUAGCUCUGCCCAAAGCAUGGUAUAGAAAGGGACUCGCUAGAAGACUCUUCCUGGGAGAUGAAAGUGCACACAAUAUCGAGGAGUCGGAUGAAGAAGACGAAGAUACAAAAUCAAGUGCCACACCCCCCACACCUGAGACUCCCCUUCCCUACAACUUCCCCCGAGAGGACACAUCACCCUCAAGAAGUGAGAGCCCCGAGGAUGGUUCAACCAAUCAGAAUAUAGCUGGGCCUGAGGAACGUAGAAGCAAAGAUUUAUGGAGUAAAGAGUUGCCAAAUAAACCAGAAAAGCUCUUAAUAGGUGGCACACCACUAUCGCCAACAAGCAGUAACAAGGCAAAGCUCCUACCUCCAUUACUAAAAUCACCAGUCCACCAUGCACCUUUGAUUCCCCAGAGUUACGACACUGUGGACCAUUUCCGCAAACUUCCCAUAUUGGCUAGUGUCUCGUCGAAUGACAGCACCAGUAGCCAAUCAAAAUCGUUGAAUAGUUGGGAAACGUUGGUGAUGUUUGCAUUGAAUCUGUCUCAAUUAGAUGUCCACGUCAAUAUGGGGAAUGUCAUGGGACUCACAACAUGGUUCACAAAAGAUCUAAAGUCUCAGGGAAGAUUUGCUAUCGACAGUAAUUGUCGCAAAAAUCUGACUGUCACAACAUGCCUUGGUGGUUCAACCUUAGAUGCCAAGGGAGGAAUUGUUGGUGGUGCCAUAGAAAUACAAGAUAUUACAACUACAAUUAAAGUGAAGGAAGACCCUGGAUUGGACCCAGAUCACAAAUGUGGAAUUGUUCUUUCUGCCAUUGAAGCAAGACUUGAUUACAUGGGAUCUAGUGUCCUAAUGGGACGUACUAGUCAACUUGAGGUUAGUUUGGCAGAUGAGUGGAGAGUGGGAGAUAUGGGAAGUGAUGAUGAACUAUUAGCAACCAAGAGACCCGCAUUGAUAUUUGUCCAUGGUGAGCUACAAUGGGAUAAAUUCCAUUUGAUGAUUUCAAAGUCAACGACCCCUGAUCUUAUCAAGAUGGUAUCCAAAGUGGAGGAAUUCUUCAUACAACAAUUACAUAGCAGUAAACGUGUAUUUUCUAAUUUUGGAACACUUGCGGCAAUUUCUAAACCCAAGAAGAGAAUUAUCUCUCUAGAUGAAGAAAAAAUAUCUGAAGCAAAGCAUCAUCGCCAUUGGCAGAAAGUCCUGGAGCACAUAGCUGGUUGUACGUUCAAGAUGCUCAAACUUCAACUUCCAAAUAAGGGCACAAUUGUUGGCGGAACUAUGUACCUACAGGGAGACAAUCUCUCAUUAGCUUGUUUCCAUGGUAUCAACUUUCGGUCAAAAUCGUGGGCAUUGUUUACGAUGAACGAACCAAACAUUUCAUUUGCAACUGAAUCACAGCAGAUUACAACUGAAGACUCAGCAGACACUCACAUAGUCCAGAAUCUGUCCUUCCAACUGGGUCACAACAUUACUGAACUGUCCAAUAAGAAACAAGAGAUGGCUGUUAUAUGCAAGCUGUCUCGUGGUCACUAUAUGCCUCCACCUUUCACCAGUGUACAGGAAUGGUUCCAUUAUGCAUUUGCAUCAACCAACUUCAAAAAUUUAGAUAGCUUCCCAACAAUGAAGCGACAGCCUUGUGACAGUCCUAGUCCCACUGAGAGACGAUCAUCAUCGAGAAAGUCGCAAGAUUACAGCCAUGACACUGAAGUGAUAUUCUCUCUCCCUGCUCUACAACUUCAUUUAAAGACAGAGCAUCUGCAAGCCUCCAUUGAACCUCUGUGUACAGAGCCUCGGCCAAUUGUGGAGUGCAGCUUUGUGACAGAGUUUGAGGAUCAUAUAUUCGUUGCCAUGGAUGCAGAAGCUGUCCUCUUUUUACAUGAUCUUGUUAACUCUUAUAUCAAGGAAAAGGACAAAGCUCUAAUGGGACGACCAGGAUCAUACAGUGCCUACAGAGACAGAGACAAAGAGGCUGAUAAAAAAUCCGAGACUGACACAUCCCUCUACGAAGACUUUAGGGAAUACCAGUGUAAAACAUGGCACUUGGAACCCACUGUCAGGUUGUUAUAUUGGGCUGGGAAGAAGAUAGAUCCAGUAGGUGUGGACUAUGUUCUUCAGAAGUUAGGCUUCCAACAUGCGAGACUCACCAUUCCAAAAUGGAUGCAGCGUGGAUUUAUGGACCCUCUUGACAAAAUAUUAGCUGUGCUUGUUGAUCGUCUUGUUUUAGUACUUCGAAAAACACCAAAGACUCAAGAAGAGCAAAAUAAGUAAAGUUUUAAGUACACCGCAGUGAAUAGAAGAAAGUGAACAUAUUUUAUAGUUACAUGUUUUUUGACAACAUGAUGACGAUCUUAAUGAAACAAAUGACGAGGUUUAAAAUAAUGACAUGUAAAGUGAUAAGUAUAGUUUUGGUUAGGCGCUGGUGUAAACCAUUUGAGGAGAUGUGUAAUUUUACAUAUUUAAGUCCUCUGAAUAUAUGUAACUUAACCUCUAAUAUUAAUAGAAAAUACGCAUAUAUACUUAGAAAUUCGCCAUACACGUAUCUCAUACUUAUGUAUUGAUAGAUAAGUGAAAUUGGACGUCAAUACAUUUAAGAUAGUUCAUUGAAUUUAUAUGAAAUGAUAAAUGUGCAUCAUUGAUAUACCAUAUGAAAUCUACAUUAAGAUACGAUAUCAGUAUUAUUAUGUCACCACCAAAUAUGGUAACAAAUUGUUAUGGUCCAGCUUUUUUGUGGACGUCGUUCGGUGGUCAGCAGUCUGCGUCUGUAACAACUGGUCGAUGGUGACAUUUUGCAUGUUAUU